AUGGCAGAUGGUACCUACAGGUUCCAGCAGCCUGGGGCCGGGCAGUUCUUCUUUCAAACGCCACAGCAACAACAGCACGCUCGACACCUGGUCCGCAACGGGACGAAUUCCCCCACGGGCCGGUUAAAGUUUAGCCACGACACCCCUUCUCCCUCUCGCUCGCCCCCUCUCGCCCAGGCUGCUGCCCUCAACCCCUUCGCCAUGUACGGCCAGACGCACCAGGGCCAGCACGUCAUGAUGAAUGGCGGCCAGGCUCACCAGCGGUUUGGCAUGCAGAUGCCCAAAUUCCAAUCCCAGACGCACCACCCGCACCCGGCUCACCAAGCCCACCAUCACGCUCACCACAACCAGGCCUCCCACGCCAUCAACCACCAGCACAACUUUUCCAGCGGCGCCCUGGCCGCCGCCACCCCGCACUUCACCCCGGGUCACCUGCAGAACGGCGCCAACGUGGACGACGACCUGGACGACUCCAUGAACGAACACUGGCAACAGCAGCUGCAACUGGCCGCCGAGUCCCGACAGGCCAGCUCCCCGCACUACUAUGCCCGCGCCGUCGCCCAGCAGUCCAAGGGCAUCCAGAUUGCCCCCAGUCAGCCCGAGACCCAGGAGAACGGCGGGACCGGGCCGAAUGGUGUGGUCAAGGCGAAGCCGGCGCCCCGGCAGGGCUGGCGCGAGCUGGACCUGGGCGGACAGGGCCUGCGCGCCCUGGCCCCGCCCAUGUUCAACUAUGCCUUCCUGGAGAAACUGCACCUGAGCCACAACAAGCUGAAGGUGCUCUCGCCCAUGAUCGGACAGCUCCGCAAAUUGACCCACCUGGAUCUGUCCGGCAACGAGCUCACCGAGCUGCCCGAGGAGAUCGGCAUGCUCACCAGCCUGAAGCAACUCCACCUGUUUGACAACAGCAUCCGCACCCUGCCCUACGAGAUGGGGUACCUCUACCGCUUGGAAACCCUGGGGAUCGAGGGCAAUCCGCUCGACGACGCGUUGAAGUCUUUGAUCAUGAAGGAGGGCACUCGGUCGCUGAUCCGGUACCUGAAAGAGGAAAUGCCAGUUCAUCUGCCGCCGCCUGACCGCGACUGGGUCAUCUUGGAUGAUACCGCCAACGCCAGCACCGAGAAGAUCACCGUGCUCUCCUACAACACCCUCUGCGACUCCUCCGCCACCCAAUCGCACUAUGGGUACUCCCCGUCCCGGGUCUUAUCGUGGGAGUUCCGCCGCGAUCUCAUCCUCAACGAGCUGCGGUCGCACGAUUCAGAUAUCGUGUGUCUGCAGGAGAUCGACCAGCGGGGCUACAACAACUUCUUCCGGGAGCAACUCGCCUACAGCGACUACAAGGGCGUCUACUGGCCGCGCGGUCGAGCCAUGGGCAUGCAGGAGGAGGAUGCCAAGAACGUGGACGGCUGUGCCACCUUUUUCAAGGGCAGCAAAUUCAUCCUGCUCGACAAGCAGGUGAUCAACUUCGGCCAGACAGCGGUCCGCCGACCCGAUGCCAAGGGCCAGGAUGACAUCUACAACCGACUGUGGCAGAAGGAUCACAUCGCGGUGGUCGUCUUCCUUGAGAACCGGCUCACGGGCUCGCGCUUCAUCAUUGUCAACGCCCAUCUCUACUGGGACCCCGCCUUCAAGGACGUCAAGCUGAUCCAGACGGCCAUCCUGAUGGAGGAGCUGACCAAGCUCUCCGACACGUACUCCAAGUGGCCCGCUUGCACCGACAAGACGGCCUUCCGGUUCACCGAGGCCGAGGGCGAACGCCAGCCGCAGACCCCGCCCGAGCCCGCACCGUCCGUGGAGUACACCAACGGAGAUCAGAUCCCGCUUUUCAUGUGCGGCGACUUCAACUCGUCACCGGGCUCGGCGGCAUACAACCUGAUCCACAACGGACACCUCACUGAGGCACACCCGGACCUGGAGAAGCGGCUGUACGGCAACCUCAGCCGGAUCGGCAUGACGCACCCGUUCAAGCUGAAGUCGGCCUACGGGUCGAUCGGGGAGAUGAGCUUCACCAACUACACGCCCGACUUCAAGGACAUCCUGGACUACAUCUGGUACACGUCGAACACGCUGCACGUGUCGGCGUUGCUCGGUGAGGUCGACAAGGAUUACCUGCAGCGGGUGCCCGGGUUCCCCAACUACCACUUCCCCAGUGAUCACGUUGCAUUGUUCGCGGAGUUCUCGGUCAAAGGGAAGAAGGGCAAGGUGGUCGAGGCGGAUUUUGGACCGCAACGAAACUGA
Aspergillus campestris IBT 28561 is the source of this 2235-nucleotide messenger RNA. Its product is annotated as CCR4-Not complex 3'-5'-exoribonuclease subunit Ccr4. Bases 1 to 2235 code for a protein of 744 amino acids. The transcript is spliced from 2 exons. Gene Ontology annotation, biological process: nuclear-transcribed mRNA poly(A) tail shortening. Gene Ontology annotation, molecular function: protein binding; poly(A)-specific ribonuclease activity. The record is from RefSeq and is a predicted model, not a curated record. NCBI's taxonomy places the organism in Eukaryota, Fungi, Ascomycota, Eurotiomycetes, Eurotiales, Aspergillaceae. Gene Ontology annotation, cellular component: nucleus; cytoplasm; CCR4-NOT complex.